Messenger RNA from Schistocerca gregaria, 1858 nucleotides. RefSeq lists its product as uncharacterized. The coding region runs from base 19 to 1839 and encodes 606 amino acids. The transcript has a single exon. The record is from RefSeq and is a predicted model, not a curated record. NCBI's taxonomy places the organism in Eukaryota, Metazoa, Arthropoda, Insecta, Orthoptera, Acrididae. Gene Ontology annotation, molecular function: oxidoreductase activity.
AAAAUCUUUUUUACCUAGAUGAUUCCUUGCUAUUUUCUACAGUUUUCCAAGUCGCGUUCACGCCUUGCCAUCGCGAACCACAUUUCCCGCCUAACCACGGCUAAAAAAGCGAACUGCCUGCAGUUGAAGCUAUGUAGAGCCUUUUCUACGCCUUUGUAUAUGAAGGCAUGGACAUUCCAUCCCCAUUGCGACCAAGAGGUGAUGUCAUCAAAAGUUGAUACUGCGGACCCAUCUACACUGGAUGAGGCGGCAAAUGACAGUCUAGAACAAGUGCCUUCAGGUCACAAAGGUUCUUUUUAUUGCUUAAAAUUAAGCGAGCAAGUCCCCGUGCCUAUGACACUCGAAGCCUAUAACAGACACUUCGGUGUGAAGGAAUUCGCAGAACUCGAGGUACCGAACGGGUCUCAAGCAUAUCACCAUCAUAGCUACCGUGAAACAGCUGAAAAAGAUGGGUUGUUGUUACACAAAAUCCAAGAUGAUCGUUGCGUAGACACAAAAACUUUGACACCUGACAACGCAGCGCCGCAAGAGCCACUUGACCCGACGGCUUUUCCGCGGAUCCCGAAGUCGCACAUACUGGUAAAAGUCAUCGCGAGCAGUAUAAACGCGCUAGAUCUGAGAAUGCAACAGGGAUAUGGCCGUCAAUUUUUCUCAAGGCUUCGAGAAAAUGAUGGCCCCAUCGUCCCAGGCCGCGACUUCUCUGGAGUGGUUGUCGGGUGCGGUGAAAAUGUCUUGGAGUAUAAGGUAGGUGACCUUGUGAUGGGCGCAUCUUGGCCGUGGAGCCAAAAUGGCUGCUGGGCAGAAUAUGUAGUGGUUUCUGAAUUUCACGUUGUAAAAAAGCCUGAAUCGUUGAGUCAUGUUGAAGCAUCUGCUUUGGCAUUUUCUGGGAUCACGGCAUGGCACGCAAUUUUUUCUUUUGCGAAGCAGAAUAAAGGCAGAGAGUCCCAAUUGAUCGAUUGCCUCUCUGGAAGCAACGGGUCUAGUGACGCGCCUCAACUGAAGAGCGAUCAGGAGGUUUCUGACACGAUUUGUUCGCUGAUUUGUUCUGCCGAACAAAAAAAAAAAAAAUUAGCGUUUGUGCAUGGAGCUGCAGGAGCAGUUGGAACGAUAGCCGUUCAAUUGCUGAAGGCUUUGGGCUAUUGCGUAUUAGGGAGCGGGAAAGCGGCGCACAAAAGGUAUUUGGAAGAGGAGCUAAAGGUGGACUUGUUUAUAGACCUUGAUGGCGCGACUGACCAAAAGAGCCAUCUACCUCAAGAACCAGAGGCCAUUUACGCCAAGAGCGCUCUAAGCUUUCCUGAAUCCUGUUUCGAUUUUGUUUUGGAUUGCAUUGGCGGCGCCGAAACGUCAGAACUCGAGGCGUUCGAAAAUUUGGCCGUGACUUGGCUGAAGAAGGGUGGCGAAUUCGUAACGACUAACGGACGAGCGAUCAGCCACUUCGAUAACGCGUUCGAAAAAUGGAGCCAGCAAUCGCCUGUCGAAUCAAUCUGUCAUUUGCUCGGUCAGACCUUACCAAAGAAAAAUCCAUCUGACUUCUCGAAUGUCCAGGGAGGCGGCCAGUCAUCCCUGCUCUGCUUUUUGUCCAGCGUUGGCUCUAGCGCGGUAAGCUACAUUCAAAGGAAAUACGCUGUGGAAUCGAUGUACGAAGUGGGGUAUCAGUGGGCUUAUUUUUAUCCAGACGCCAGCGCGCUCAGAGCUCUGACUUCUCUCGCGGCGGCAAGGGCGAUCUUUCAGCCGGUUUCGGAGGUGACCGAAUUCGCGGAGGUGGGUCGCAUGGUUCGCAGAUUGCUUAAAAAAAAUGUUGACAGGCCACCUGGAAAAGUGGUCAUCUUUUUUUCAUAAAAAAAAUUUUUUUUUUUUG